Messenger RNA from Acanthaster planci (crown-of-thorns starfish), 1866 nucleotides. Its product is annotated as histone H2B, gonadal. Gene Ontology annotation, cellular component: nucleosome. Gene Ontology annotation, molecular function: DNA binding; protein heterodimerization activity; structural constituent of chromatin. NCBI's taxonomy places the organism in Eukaryota, Metazoa, Echinodermata, Asteroidea, Valvatida, Acanthasteridae. The record is from RefSeq and is a predicted model, not a curated record.
GGCGUGCGGUGGAUUCUGAGCAGGAUCCUGUGGCGGAUUCUGCGUUUGUCCAAUGAGCAGUCACCAUUAUCAACCAAUCGAAGCGGUCCCUGUCUAGACAUUUUUGUGCCGUGUGCAAACAGUACGGUCAUUGACCAAUAGCGAACCGCGUAAUAUUGGCGGGUCUGCAGCAGGAUCCCGAACAGAAUUCCUCAUUUGCAUAGGGUAGGGUAUAUAAACGUCAGAAUUGCUGUUGGCGUUAGGUUUAUCAGUUAUUCUGAGACGUCACUAUGCCACCCAAGCCAAGCGGAAAGGGACAGAAGAAAGCGGGCAAGGCCAAGGGCGCUCCCCGCACGGACAAGAAGAAGAAGCGCAAGAGAAAGGAGAGCUAUGGCAUCUACAUCUACAAGGUGAUGAAGCAGGUGCAUCCUGACACCGGCAUCUCAAGCCGUGCCAUGAGUAUCAUGAACAGCUUCGUGAACGACAUCUUCGAGCGCAUCGCUGCCGAAGCUUCACGUCUGGCCCACUACAACAAGAAGUCCACCAUCACCAGCCGUGAGGUCCAGACCGCUGUCCGUCUCCUCCUGCCCGGUGAGCUGGCCAAGCACGCCGUCAGUGAAGGCACGAAGGCUGUCACCAAGUACACCACCUCCAAAUAAGCAGUGUUUGCGUCGACUUCAAACAAACCGGCUCUUCUAAGAGCCACCAAAUGUUCAAAAAAGAGAUAGACCUGCGUUCUGUCUUAUCAUGUACCCAGUAACAACAUGACCCCACCGUCUGUAAGUUUCCUAACAAAACAAUUUGUACAGGUGAUCUUCAGUGGAUAAAAUAAAAAUAAAUUUGAACUCUUAAAAAACCAGAUACUGUUUCUGAGUUCGUAUCAGGUCUAGAACUGGCAUACAGUACAGAGUUCACUGCACAAGUCGGGCAAGAAAGAUAUCCCCUCCUACAGUCCCCUUAUGGCUUUGGUUAAACUUGUUUUCGUACGCAAUGCCGUGAAAAAAGUAGGAACUUGUAUAUAACACCUCAACACAAAUUUUCGUGAAGUGUCUUGAGCAUCUUAGGCAGAUUUCAAUACAGCCAUACUGCUGCUUAGUUCAAAGUCACUCUUUCCCGGGGGAAAAACUCACGCUUGAUUUAUUACAUGACAAUUCUCUCACCUUGACCUUAAACCUUCCCUGACAUAUCCCCCCCCACGUAUCACAAACUCCUGUUUGUUUUCCAUUUUUUGUCCGCUACUUUUUUGUACGCUCGUGAAAAUAAUGAAACUUAUGGACGGCCCCUUACCACUCCGCGCUGUUUUAGCGUCGCCAUGUUUUUCCACUUAUUUGCUCCCAUGGAGCUAUUACAUGUGUAUAAUAAAAAUCACUUAUGUGCUUCGAACCGAUAAAGGGGAGUCGAUUUUGAGGUUUUUCUCCAAACAAAUUGAUGGCUUUAGUACCUUUCAUAUCCUUUUGAUUUCCAUUUUUUUCCUCUUUUCUUUAUUUUUCGAUUUUUUCUAGGGGGCAAGCAACCGCGAUGCAACGCCCAUGAAUUCAACCAGCUAAAAUACCCCCCAGUGUCCCAGACCAGCAAAAUAAUGAAAGACUACUCAUCAUAAAACAUGUACACAAAAAUCAGCUUCCCAGAUAAAAGCUUAAUUUUAUUAAAGUAUGAUUCAUCCUUACAUGUACUGAAAAAAUAAAAAAACAAAACAAUCAUUCCUUCUGCUGAACACAUUUUUAAUAGAGUUUCUCUUGAUGUUUUUACACUCCAAAAACUAGAAUAAAACCUCUAUAAUGUACGAGAAGAACACAUACAUAUAACUAGUUUUACUAUUUUUUUAAAAAUAAACUUUGUGGAAUUGUAACCAUGGCUCCUAUUCCUCCAUGGUUUAACACAGAAAAA